Molecule: messenger RNA, 4356 nt
Organism: Amborella trichopoda
Lineage: Eukaryota; Viridiplantae; Streptophyta; Magnoliopsida; Amborellales; Amborellaceae
Product: FT-interacting protein 3
Source: RefSeq, a predicted model, not a curated record
CUCUCUAUAAAACUGCCCACUCUAAGGAGGGACACUCUCUCUCAUCCCUAGUAUUCUUUCUCGGGGCUUACACCUCUCAGCUUUUCUCCAUGUUUCUCUCUCUUCUUUUUUCGCAAAAUACUCUCUCUCUCUUGCUGUUGCUCUGCAAUUUCUUCUCUCCGUGUUAUUUCUCUGAGCGUUUGUACAGUCUCGUCUCUCAUAAUCAUGCUUUAUUAAGCCUCUUUUAAUUUUCAACUUCACCGUGUUUCUCCCUCUGCAAUCCGUUUUCUCACUCUUUGUUCUCUCUGAACAUUUGAGCUCCUCUGUUUCCUCGAAAUCGGAUGGAUCGGCCUCUAUAACCGUGUGCUUCUUUUUAAAUCAGAAGACUUGGCCUUUGGAGCAAUAUCUCUUCAACUGAACUUGAAGCAAUUAGAUAACAGAUGAAUGAAGAGGUCAAAAUUUUCUCCCAUCUAAGAUUGAAGGAAUCACAAUAGAGAGCAUCAUAGAAAGAAGGAAAUUUAGGAAGAGAAGCAAUAAAGCUCACCAAAUAAAGAAGACAGAGAGUACAGCACAAAAGGGCCCCAAAAGAUACAAGUUCACAUUUCUCCUGUUCAAGAUUAAUUGCAAAAUUGAUCAAAGAGGGCAUUGGAGAGAAGGAAGUGCAAGAAGUGAGCGAAAGAGAAUUCAUCAAAAAAAGAAAGAGAGAUAAAAGAAGAAAUUAGGCAGCCAUGAGCAACCUGAAACUGGGUGUGGAGGUAGUAAGUGCCCUCAACCUCAUGCCCAAAGAUGGUCAGGGAUCCUCCUCCCCCUUUGUCGAGGCCCACUUUGAUGGCCAAAAGUUUCGCACCACUAUCAAAGAGAAAGAUCUCAACCCUGUAUGGAAUGAGAAGUUUGUAUUCACUGUAACUGAUCCCGUAUCUCUACCUCACAAAUACAUAGAAAUUUACGUUUACAAUGAUGUGAAACCCUCUCACGCCAAGUCUUUCCUUGGAUAUGUUCGCCUCUCUUGCACAACGCUAGUCCCAGACUCAGAAGCCCUUGUUCAACACUACCAACUCGAGAAACGAUGGGUUUUAUCUCGUGUGAAAGGAGAGGUAGCCUUGAAAGUCUAUCUGAUUGAUCCCUUUAUGUCACAAAUGCACGACCCGCAAAAAUUGUCUGACCCACUGUUUGAUCUUCUUCAGCAAAAUGAUCCACUUCAUCUCAAUGAACCGCUUCAUAUCAAUCCCAAUGUAAACACCACUGCCACCACAACGAACACUAGGCAAUUUUAUCACCUUAACCGAAAUGAAUACCACUCAGAACCCACAAAGGGUGAGGUACAAAGUGACCUAAGGCCCCCGCCAUUGGUUGUAAGGCCGCAGCAAUCAGCUUAUCAAGGUCCUAUGUCUUCGACCUCAGGUGACUAUGCAUUAAAAGAAACAAGCCCGUUUUUGGGAGGGGGAAGAGUGGUAGGGGGGAGAGUGGUGCAAGUUGGGUCUAGUGGGGGUAAGCCAACAAGCACAUAUGACUUGGUUGAGAGCAUGCAAUAUUUGUUUGUGAGAGUAGUGAAGGCUCGAGACCUCCCUUCUGCUGAUAUGACUGGGGGUUGUGAUCCUUUUGUGGAGGUGAAGGUUGGGAAUUACAAAGGCAUCACGACUCACUUCGAGAAGAAGCAAAACCCCUAUUGGAAUGAGGUCUUUGCCUUCUCAAGAGAGCGGUUGCAAGCAUCAGUGGUUGAAGUGGUGGUGAAGGACAAGGAUUUGGUAAAGGAUGAUAUAAUGGGUUGUGUGAGGUUUGACCUUAAUGAGGUCCCAACACGUGUGCCCCCCGAUAGCCCCCUUGCCCCUGAAUGGUAUCGCCUUGAAGACAAGAAGGGAGAGAAGAUAAAGGGUGAGCUUAUGCUUGCUGUUUGGCUUGGGACCCAAGCCGAUGAGGCCUUUUCAGAAGCGUGGCACUCAGAUGCAGCUACUUUGAAGACUGAUAAUGUCAAUAGCAUUCGGUCAAAGGUGUACGUUGCACCCAGACUCUGGUAUGUGCGUGUGAAUGUGAUUGAGGCCCAAGAUCUGCACAUUCCAGACAAAACCCGGCUCCCAGAUGCCUUUGUGAAGGUUCAGCUUGGCUCUCAAUUCCUCAAGACCAAGCCAGUCCAAAGCCGAACCUUAAGCCCAGUUUGGAACGAGGACCUCCUGUUUGUAGCUGCUGAGCCAUUUGAGGAACCACUCAUAUUCACUGUAGAAGACCGAGCUGGCCCCAACAAGGAUGAAGUCUUGUGUCGAGCUGAUCUCUCUCUCACCUCUGUCGAGCGUAGAGCCGACGAUCGGCUCAUCCACUCUCGCUGGCUCUACCUAGAGAAGCCUAAGGAUGCCAUCUUGAUCGAUGGGGAUGCAGUUAAAGAGGCAAUUAAAAAGGAGAAGUUCUCGAGCCGACUCCAUGUAAGGGUUUGCUUAGAUGGUGGAUACCAUGUGUUGGAUGAGUCGACUCAUUAUAGUAGUGAUCUAAGGGCAACUGCUAAACAGCUUUGGAAGCCAUCAAUUGGGGUAUUAGAACUUGGGAUUUUAAGUGCUCAAGGCCUAAACCCAAUGAAAUCUAGGGAAACUCGAGGCACUUGUGAUGCAUUUUGCGUGGCUAAGUAUGGGCAAAAGUGGGUUCGUACUCGUACAAUUGUGGAUAGUUUGGCACCCAAGUGGAAUGAGCAAUACACAUGGGAGGUAUAUGACCCUUGCACUGUGUUGACCAUUGGAAUGUUCGAUAAUGGGCAGCUUGCACAUGGUUCAGAGAAGGCUGGGGAGAAAGCGGGAGAGAAGGCAGCAAGUUUGGGCAAGGAUUUGAAGAUAGGGAAGGUGCGAGUGCGGCUAUCAACGUUGGAGACAGGGAGGGUGUACACACACUCAUACCCAUUGCUUGUCUUGCACCCAUCAGGGGUAAAGAAAAUGGGGGAGCUUCAUCUUGCUAUUAGGUUCUCAUGUACAUCCAUGUUGAACAUGAUGUACCUAUACUCCAAACCGCUUUUGCCUAAGAUGCACUACAUUCGCCCGCUCUCUGUUAUCCAGCUAGACUCACUAAGGUACCAAGCUACGGCCAUUGUGGCUGCUCGCCUUAGCCGCUCUGAACCCCCCCUCAGAAAGGAGGUUAUCGAGUACAUGUCUGAUGUUGAUUCCCACCUAUGGAGCAUGCGUCGGAGCAAGGCCAACUUCUUCAGACUCAUGUCUGUCUUCUCUGGCCUCCUUGCUACCGGAAAAUGGCUCGGGAAUAUUUGUGCAUGGCGGAAUCCAAUUACCACGGUGCUUUUUCACGUGCUAUUCCUCAUCCUCGUUUGCUUCCCUGACCUCAUCCUCCCAACCGCCUUCUUGUACAUGUUCUUGAUUGGGUUAUGGAACUUCAGGUAUCGACCGAGGUACCCACCCCACAUGGACACGCGACUCUCGUACGCUGAGGCUGUACACCCAGACGAGCUCGACGAGGAGUUUGACUCAUUCCCCACAUCUCGGCAUGCUGACAUAGUGCGCAUGCGAUAUGACAGGCUACGGAGUGUCGCCGGGCGGAUACAGGCGGUGGUUGGGGAUGUGGCCACACAAGGGGAGAGGCUCCAGGGAUUGCUCAGCUGGAGAGACUCUAGGGCCACCGCUAUCUUUGUGGCCUUUUGCUUUAUUUCUGCUGUGGUUCUUUAUGUUACACCACUGCAGGCAGUGGUCGUGUUUUAUGGAUUCUACCAUAUGAGGCACCCGAGGUUUAGACACAGGCUUCCAUCUGCUCCUCUCAACUUCUUUAGGCGCUUGCCAGCUCGAACUGAUAGUUUGUUAUGAAGAGGAGCAUCUUAUGGGGUUUGGGCUCUUGUCAUGGCAUUUAAGGUGUUGAUGGCCUCGGCAAAAUCUCCAAGGUUCGAAUCCUUGCUUACCCAAAAUUAGAAAAAGCAGGUAGUAUCCACUUUCACACACCUGAUCUCAAUGUGAAGUGGUACCAGCAAAAUUGCCGAUACUCGGAUAUGGCUAUGAAGAAGGCAACUGCAUUAGUUUUUUUUUCUUUUUUGUGAUUUUACAUGGUUUUAAAAUGUGUUAGACCCUGAUAUGCCGACUAUUGCAGGAAUUUGUGCAUUGUAGCUUUCUGGGAAGAAUAAAUUGUUGCCAACUUGUUUGUGAUUUUGCACUGGGUUUGUAAUCAUUGGCGGUAGGAUUACUGGUCAUUGGUGGACUAGGGUUAGGGGUAUGAUAGGUAUCUUUCGUUAUUUUUCUUUUUCUUUUAUGUAAUUUUUUUCUGCUUCAUUUUAUCUUAUUUAAGGUGUAUUAUGUAAAUUGACUUCUUGAUCUUCCACGCACAGCUGCCCAAGUAUCCAUAUACUACCUUGUCAUAAGCUAUGCAUUUUGAGAAUAAUGUCAGCAAGCCUUUGUUUACGUUGAA